Messenger RNA from Oenanthe melanoleuca, 6178 nucleotides. It is a transcript of the gene CCP110, whose product is annotated as centriolar coiled-coil protein 110. Bases 843 to 3962 code for a protein of 1039 amino acids. The record is from RefSeq and is a predicted model, not a curated record. Gene Ontology annotation, biological process: regulation of cytokinesis; centriole replication; centrosome duplication. Gene Ontology annotation, cellular component: centriole. The transcript is spliced from 15 exons. Lineage: Eukaryota; Metazoa; Chordata; Aves; Passeriformes; Muscicapidae.
GGGGAGCGGGGGGUGUUACCGAUAGAACAUGUGGCACUGAGGGAAGCAGGGGGUGUUAGCGAUAGAACAUUAGUUACUGAGGGAAGCAGGGGGUGUUACCGAUAGAACAUGUGGCACUGAGGGAAGCAGGGGGUGUUAGCGAUAGAACAUUAGUUACUGAGGGAAGCAGGGGGUGUUACCGAUAGAACAUGUGGCACUGAGGGAAGCAGGGGGUGUUACCGAUAGAACAUUAGUUACUGAGGGAAGCAGGAGGUGUUAGCGAUAGAACAUGGGGCACUGAAGGAAAUGGGGGCUGUUCCUGUUAAAACAUGCGGCACUAAGGGAAAGAGGGGCUGUUCCUGAUGGAAUACAGUGCGUAUAAAAUAAAGGGUGCUAGUGGAAGGACAGGUAGCGCUGUCCAGGGAGUCACAGGCAAUCUUCUCAGCUGUUGGAGUGAGUUUUUUUUGUUGUUGUUAUUAUUUUUUUUUUUUUCAAAUUGCUGAGAUGAAUAUUUGUCACGUAGUGUCCCAGCUGGUUCUGAGCAUCUCAGAUACUCUGUCAGUGGUUUUGUGUUUCUGCCAGGUGUAGCUAAAGAUAAAUCAGAGAUAUAUAUGCAGAUGAACAACAAAUAAUGGACUGUCUAAUUUGUCUAACAUAUGUCGGACAUUUGUGUAACAUAUUUUAAAAAGUCUUUUGAUAAACAACAGCAUUUGUUAAAAUUAAAGGUAGAUAUUUAAUAACAAAAACCCCUCAGUGAUCGUUGAAGAGGUAAGAGAUGACGAAGUUGUUUUUUGAAACACGAAUGACAGCUUUAACAGCUCUAAAUACUGGGAAUUAGAUGCAUCCAUAUACUUAAAUUAAUUAUGCCUGGGCCAAGAGCUGGCAAACAAGUGUGGAUUUUCCUUCCACCUGAGCUGCCUGACAGCGUAGCUAAGAUGAAGAUGGAGGACUAUGAAAUAUUCUGUAGGAAGCAUCUUUCCAGAAUCCAAGAAGAGGCAAUAAAAGGAGAAACCUCUCUGACCGUUCAGAAGAAAAAUGUGUCUCUCAUUCAAUUCUAUGGAGUCCCUGUGCUUUCCCCUCUGCUUACUCUUGAAAGGAAAAAGGAAAUUCAGCAGUAUAAGGAGAAAGCACUGGAGCUAGAGACCAGGAAACGGAAAUCCCAGAAAAAAGCUUUAUUGAAUCGUGUUCAGGAGAUUGUGGAAAAUGUCCAGAUGAAGAAAGGACCUAGCAAGAGUGACAUGAACACAUUGGAGACUGAGAGUUCUUGCCCUGGUUUGGAUUCCAAGGCUUUGACUGACUUCACAGCUCUAUCAGAUAUCAAUUCAGUAUAUUCUCCUGAAAGACAUGGUUCCAUGGACCUGGAAAAGACACCAGAACUUAGACCAUCAGAAACUGCAGGGCAAAUGACAUCAAGUGUGACAGAAGUAGUUAAAGCAGCAGAAGAAAACGUUUCUUCCAAGCCACGUGGGAGCUGCUUCUCGGAGGACGCGCCGUGUCCGAGGGCUGCAUCUCCUGACAAGGUGUGGAACAAGCUCCCUUCUCAUGCUCUGCAGAAGCAGGAGGGACGAGUGGGGUCACCAUCAGAUGAGGAUGUCCAAGAUCCGUGUGUAAUGAGUCUUCAGAACCUGAUUAAGAAGUCCAGGGAGUACCUAGAGAAAGAGCAAAGCAAGCGUACCUCAAAGAGCAAUUCAAAGAGGAGUACGAGCGAAAGUCAUUCGGAUAAAGAAAAUGAUGGUGUUAAAACAAGUGACUCUCUGAAAGAGAGGGCAAAGGUUAUGGGCAGAAGUUCCACUGCUCAGACCCUUGAUAAACCCAGUCUUAAUAAAUCAAAUACCCUUCUCCAAGGUGCCUCUAUUCAUACAGGUAACACAAGUAUAUCCACUUUAUCCAGUUUUUCUAAAGUAGACAUACCUGUGAGAGUUGGAACACCCCCUUUGGUGGAUUCAGAUUCAGAUGAGGAACUGAAAAAGAAUUCUGUGUUUGAGCGUGACAGCAGCAUUGUCAGGAGCCUCACAAGCUCUUAUGCCAAAUUGCCAAGCCCAGAGCCAAGCAUGAGCCCAAAAAUGCACCGACGGCGCCCGAGACCUUUAUCCAUGGGACACAUCAUUAUAAACAACCCUGUCAAUGCUUAUGAGCUGAGCCCUAAAGGCAAGGGUAGAGCAAUGGAUUUAAUCAUGCAAGAUAUUGCAGAUAAAAACAACGUGUCUGAAUCAGUGCCAAAGUUCAUGGUGGACUUCAGCGCAGUUUGCCCUGGCAGAGUUGCUGGUGUCAGCAGGAAUUCCUCAGGCCCCUGUGAUGGGCUGGGGGCUGGCAAACCAAAGCGCCAUUCCUUGGGGCUCUUUGAAAGCAGAGGAACUGUGUCAGCCACGGUGGAAGGACAGGUGCUGAUGGACCACAGCAGAGGGCCUUAUAAAGUAGAGAGCAGCACUAGUAUGGCACCUCCAAAAGUGAAUGAGCCCUUUGCCAUCAGUCAGUCUGCAGGGACACAGAAGAUCCUGGCUGGGAAUGAAAUGAAACCAGCUACUUUGCCAGAAAACACUAAAUAUAAUUCUCCAAUGGAACUCAAUAAAUCUUAUGACGUGGAAAAUCCAUCUCCACUCCUAAUGCAGAGCAAGAAUAUGCGACAGCAGAUGGAUAAUACUCCAAGUGUUUCCUCAGCAAAUGAGCAGUUCCCAGAAAAUUUUGAAAAGGUAAAACGUAGACUUGAUUUGGACACUGACAGCUGCCAAAAAGAAAACAGUUCCUGUGUUAUAGGAGUUGGAAUGGAACAAGAACAAGAGCAGCAGUGGUUGCAAGAACAGAAAUAUCCUGUGGGAUCAGUUUACAUUACCAAGAAUGCAGUCCUUGAAAACAUGGCAAAAGAAGAUAUUUUAAAAACUAAAAUGCUGGCCUUUGAAGAAAUGAGAAAGAGACUUGAAGAGCAGCAUGCACAACAACUGUCAAUUCUGAUAGCUGAACAAGAGAGAGAACAGGAGAAAUUGCAGAAGGAACUGGAAGAGCAGGAGAGAAAGUUGAAAGGAAAGAAGAUUACUACAACGGAAAUAGAAAUUUCCAAAGUGAAUAUUAACAGUAGGAUGGAGUUGGAGUGGAGGAAAAAAAGUGAAAGUGGCUUGCUGGAAAGUGUGCAGUCUCAGCUGGAGACAGUCCAUAACACAAACUCCACCAGCAUUGGUUUUGCUCAUACAACACCCAGCACCUUUUCUUCAACAAGUGAAACUUCAUUCUAUCUCUGGGGACCAUCAGGUAGUGGAGUUAUAAAAACCUCAGUAUGCAGGCCAAGUAAUAGGAUCAAAACUAGGUGGACUCAGGUAUUCAGUCCAGAGAUACAAAUGAAGUUUGACAAGAUCACUGCAGUGGCAAGGGGAUUUCUCACUCGUAGACUCCUGCAGACAGAAAAACUGAAACAUCUUAAGCAAACUGUAAAAGAUACUAUGGAGUUCAUAAAAAAUUUUCAGUCUGAAGCCCCAUUGAAAAGAGGAAGUGUGUCAGCACAAGAUGCAUCCCUUCAUGAAAGAGUAAUGGCUCAGCUGCGAGCUGCCCUGUAUGACAUCCAUGACAUCUUUUUCACAAUGGAGCCGUCGGAGAGAAUGAACAUUCUGCGUCACGAUCGUGAAGUUCGUAAAGAGAAGAUGCUCAGGCAAAUGGAUAAAGUAAAGAGCCCAAGAGAGCGAGUGACACUUUCAACAGCUACACAGAAAUCUCUGGACAGGAAAAAGUACAUGAAGGCUACAGAAAUGGGAAUACCAAGUAAAAAAAUAAUUAUAAAACAAAAAACUCCUGAAAACCGCAUACUUCAACCAAACCAAGGACAGAAUGCCCCUGUUCAUAGGCUGCUUUGCAGACAAGGAACCCCUAAGACCUCAGUGAAUGGGGUUGAGCAAAAUAGAAGGAAGGCCUCAGGGAGCAGAGUGUCUUACAAGGCUGUUUCAGGAGCAUAUGCAGGAAGAACCCAAAGAAAGAAGCCAAAUGUUGUGACAAUUUAAGAAGACAGCAUUCACUGGGAUAAAAUGGCUGUGUUUUAAUGAUGGCAUUCUCAGCACUGAUUUUUAAUAUUGCAUCUUCUUUACAUAUAUGUAUAUUUAGGCAUUAUAAACCUUAGUCAUUUUCAGAUGACACAUUAACACAAUCAUAUUGAAUUUGCUUUGAAGCUCUAAUGCUUGUGGGAAAAUUGCAUGUUAGAACUUGUGUACAGACUAGUCUUAAUAUAUAAAAGGUUCAUAAUCUUGUUUAUUUAAAGAUUACCACAGGGCAACAUGAAGGCAAUUUGUGAAUUUUUCACACUUUCUAAUUCUAGUGUCUGACAUAUGCUUUUUGCAUUACCUAAAUUGCAAUUUCUGUGCAUGAGUGCCACCAUAAGUAAGUCAUGGGUAUGUAUUUAGUUUCAUACCAUGAAGUUAAAGCAGCUAAAUGUGAAAAAAACCCCAAACUUAAUUUGAACAGAGGUAUCAAGUCAGUGAAUUUGUCAAUAGCUGUUUUGAAUGUACUUUCUGGAGGAAUGAGAUUAGCUCAAUUUCUGUACUUAAGGCCUUUUACCAAAUGUUUUGCAUUUCUGCUGAGCUGAACAGACGUGGUCCAGAUUCAGUGCUGGGCUGAUGGACAUGCUUACACUGACCAGACCAAAAAUGUGCAUUUAUAUGUGUGGUAGAUCAAAUCACUCUACUGAAAGAGCCCUGGGAUUUUAUUACCCUGCUGUCUACUGCAUUUUUUUAUGGAAACAUCUGUCCAAUAUAGAGAUGUGUAUGGUCUGCAAGAACUUCAGAAGGUAAGAUUUUAACUGUUUUACCAUUUCAGACUUAAAUAGUUAUUUCAGUCUGUAAUAGUAAUUCAGAUAUGUUACAUUGAAUUGAUGACACUUGCAGUUUUUCUGAGCAGUUUAUCUUCUGUACUUGUACAGGCCCUUGUACUGAAGUCGUGAUUCCUGGAGGUGGGGAAUACCUACCAAAUCCCAACACUUUCAUAUUUAUGAAUAUUUAAUAUUAAAAGAUCAUGGUCAUAUUUUACAUUAGUCUUCCAACGUGGAUAUUGUCCAUCAACUUGAGGAGAGCAUAUUUCUCCUCCUUUUAAUGAAUUUCAGGUAUGAAAUGAACAAAGUUCUAGGGAGAAAAGCUCAGCUGUAUCAUCUUUGCAGAUUGCAGAUUUGCAUAAUGACUGCCAGAAUGUAAAUUUGUGGUGUGUUGACAUGAAUAUAAGAGAAAAAAGACUAACUGAAAAUUUCAUGGAGGUAAAUAGCAUGAAAGAGGAACAUUAAUGAUGGGAUGGGGACAGUGCAUGGGCAGUGAUGAGUGGAUUGGCUUGACUGUGGCACCAGCCUGUGGCUUUUAUCUGUCACCAGGUCUGUGCUCUGCAGCUCCUGGUGCUGUUCAGAACAGGUGUGUUGUACCAGGCACCAAGUUACCAAUUGCACGCUGGAAAAUGGCAAAAACCACUGCCCAAGCAGCUUGGAGAAUGACACUGCUAGGUUUGUUGGAAACCUGGGGCCAGGGGCCCUGAUGGUGUAAACAUAAGAGUUUACACCAGUGAAGACCUGCCUCCCUCAUAAAAAUACUGUGGUGCUUUAAAAUCUCACCUGUAAUACAGAAAAUGCCCGGGGCAGGUUUCUUGCUCACCUGCUGGGUAUCAAAGCUGUGUUUUAGUUCCCAGCUUUCCUUGGGACUGGAAACCAUCUCGUGAGGGGAAGAAUUUACAGUGACAAGGGUCACCUGUGUAAAAGAUGACAAAAGGUGCUGCUGAUGUGGCAGCACUAACGAUUGAUGUUUUUAAUGUGCUGUAUUUAUUAUUAGCAUAGGCAAUAUGUUGAUGCACAGAUAGGUUUAGUGUGUUAGUAGAAAUGAAUGUUUCCCUUCUCUUAGGGUUUCACACCUAAACCUCUUGUUCUUCAAGCAUGUUUCCAGUGUGUAAUAAAGCAUUAUAGCACAAGGGUUUUAUGUUUUUUUUUGUUUGUUUGUUUGUUUUUAUUUUUUUUAAUUUUUUUUUUGUUUUGUUUUGUUUUUUGGUUUUUUUAACUUUCAUGAGGCCUUUCUCCUGACAAGUGCCAGAAUUUGGUUUUGUACUUGCUGUUUUGUAUUUAUACAUAUUUAUCUUUUAAUUUAGUGUGGAAUUGUGAUACCAUGACAAAAGCCUAUUUAUUUUUGUACUGUUUCAUUUUCAGCGGUCUCGCUCUUUACCUGCAGCGUUGUGCACAAUAAACUCUUUAACCCUU